Messenger RNA from Toxotes jaculatrix (banded archerfish), 1912 nucleotides. Its product is annotated as LIM domain and actin-binding protein 1. Gene Ontology annotation, molecular function: actin filament binding. The transcript has 9 exons. The record is from RefSeq and is a predicted model, not a curated record. The coding region runs from base 1 to 1167 and encodes 388 amino acids. Lineage: Eukaryota; Metazoa; Chordata; Actinopteri; Toxotidae. Gene Ontology annotation, cellular component: plasma membrane; actin cytoskeleton. Gene Ontology annotation, biological process: actin filament bundle assembly.
AUGGAAUGGACGAGUAACCUGCGGCGCACCCAGUCACUGAAGGCCAUCCCCUCAUCAUGUGACAAGCCCACCUGGACACAAGCAGGACUGAGGGACAAGAAAGAGUCUGUGUCCCAACUAGUUGCAAGGUAUCAAACUACAGUGAAAGUAAGUGCAUCAACUCAAGCAACUUUGGCAAAUGAUGGUGAAGCAAAGCCAAAGCAAGUGUUAAAAGAGAUUACACCAUCUCUUCUGGAGAGUAAAGAGACUCAUCUGGCAUCCCUGAUGAGGAGAAAUGACGAGAGGGAACGGUCUCGAGCCAAAACCACUUUAACGCGCAGUAAGUCAGUGGGGGGCCUUCAAAACAGUGCUGGUUCCAUAGAGGCCCUGAAGGCUCUGUUUGAGUCAAAGGCUGCCACACAAAACAAGGUGAAGAGCAGUUUCAGAGCUGCAAACCUCGUGUCACCUCACAAGGAAGCAGGCAUCAUGCCAGUGAUGAAUGGAGAGGUUGAGGAGGUAAAGAGGUCGUCUGAGGAACAGAUGACAAACAUUACCCCUGAUGCGCCGGUUAAUGACACUAAAACUGAUGCAAAGGAGGAUCACGUGACUCGAAAGGUGGUGAAUCAGACCCGGACAGAGAGGAGAAAAACAAUUGGAGGUAUUGAUUUUGAAAAAAUUGCAGCCUCUCAAGCUGAUGAAAAGAGGAGGUCGAUUGCAGACUUCAGAGACAGCUCCUUCCUCCAAACCAAGGAGAAACUGUGUGUCUCGGUCAAAGCUAUGUCUGCCCUCUACCUGUCAAAGGUUGCAACUCCAGAACCAGCACACAGCCUUUUAAAAUCGGCACAAGAUCAGUCAUCUGAAUCUGGGAAAAGAGUUCAACUAACCAAGUUUCAACCAACGUGUCGGGAGAUGUGCUCUGCCUGUCUGAAGCCAGUUUAUCCGAUGGAAAAAAUAACUACAGACAAAUUCAUUUUUCACAAAACUUGCUUCUGUUGUAAACAGUGCAAGAAAAAGUUGAGCAUGUACAAUUAUGCACCUUUACACGGGCAAUUCUACUGCAUAUUUCACUACCAACAACUGUUCAGAAGAAAAGGGAAUUAUGAUGAGGGCUUUGGACAUGCUCAACACAAGAACCAGUGGCUUCUGAGGAAAACUGCUGAUGUGGUGCAUGAUGAAUCUGAAGCAUGAAUAUACAGUGUAAAUCUGAUGAGAUGGUGACGAUGAAAACACGAAAAAUCUACUUGAGGAUGUGUUUGAGGCACCAUGUGAUGCUACCGCUGUCCAAAUUUUACUGUGUUCUUCCACGUAAUGGUAAUGAUUAAUAGUGUGUUGACACAUAACCCACUGCGACAAUAGCUUAACCAUUGUAAGGGUAUGGCAGAUACUGACACACGUAAUUGUAUUCUUCUUCAUUCCAUUUUGUUAAAUAGAAGGCUUUUAAAAACAACAUAACCCUCUUUAAUGGAUAUUUAGUAAAAAUUAAAAAGUAAAAUUGAAAACCAUAAUUUUAAAUUUCCUAUGAACAAGGAUAACAAAAAUCAAAAAUUCAAAUGAUUUAACUACACAGAACAUGAAUCAGACUAAAUUUGCCUUACACCCAAUGUUCUUGUUGCCUAGUGUAAGAUAAUACUGUACAUGUGAUUUUAUGACUUAUUACUGUGAAACAUUAAGGCCCUCCCUUUUGAUUCAAAUAACUAAUCCCUUAGCGAUAGACAGGAAUACUUGCAUUUAUUACACAGAGCCAGUUGUAGGUAUAAAGAAAUGCAUUACUCUGGUAUACUGCACCAGGUUUUGUGACAAUAAAAUACACUGUUCAACCUUUGUUAGAGUUUUGUGUUUAAGUAAACUCACUAUACCAUGGCAUCAGCAUGAAUCCUACGUGACAGUUGAUUUGUCUGCUCAGCUCACCCUCUGGUCUUCUGAAAUAAAAGAA